Dentiscutata erythropus is the source of this 258-nucleotide messenger RNA. The record is from the annotation of a GenBank genome assembly. Lineage: Eukaryota; Fungi; Glomeromycota; Glomeromycetes; Diversisporales; Gigasporaceae.
AUGAAGAAUUCUUCACGAUCAGAAGUAAGUGAAUCAACCACAACUCCUAUCUUAUCAUCUCCAUCAUCUUAUAACUUUUUACCAGAAACUAAGAUAAGUACACUUAUAGUAUCUCAUCCCGAAGAGACUUCAUUUGAAAGUGUAUCAGCUAAUAAUAUCUCACCAAAAACUAAGAUCUCAUCUACACUUCAGAUAACACCUUUGGUACUUGCUUUGCUAAUUACUAUUUUGGAAUAUGCACAGAGUGUUAGUAUGUAA